Molecule: messenger RNA, 3284 nt
Organism: Grus americana (Whooping crane)
Lineage: Eukaryota; Metazoa; Chordata; Aves; Gruiformes; Gruidae
Product: KAT8 regulatory NSL complex subunit 1-like
Exons: 13
Coding region: 91-2241 (716 amino acids)
Cellular component (GO): NSL complex
Molecular function (GO): histone acetyltransferase binding
Source: RefSeq, a predicted model, not a curated record
CUGAGGCGCGGACACUGGCGGGGCCCUGGAGGUGUCCGCGGCCGCCUGAGGCGUAGCCCUGCCCCCCCGCCCUCCUCUCCUCCGGCCCGCAUGGCGGCGGCAGCCACGGCCCCUGGGCUCUGCCCGCUGCCCACCGGGCGGGCUACCGCAACGCGGGGCCGACAGGCCGCGCUGCGGAGCCGGGCGUGGCGCCUCCGCCGCCGGUUGCGGGUGCUGCAGGCCCGGCAGGUGGAGCGGCACGUCCGGCAUCAGCUGGCCGGGUUGGCGCGGCACCUGGGGCGAGUGGGCCUGCCGCCCGCUCUGGGGCCCGACCUGCGGCUGCUGGCGGCCAGCGCUACCGCCCGCCUCCGCGCCACGCAGGGCGUCUGCGACUCGGACGCCACCGGCAGCAGCAGCGGCUCCGGCGAGGAGAGCGAAGCGGACGGCGCGGGGCAGCGGCGCCCCGCCGCGGCCUCCCCAGAGCAUCACCAUGCGGAGUGCCAGUGGGCGAUGGAGAGGGCAGCCAUUAUUUGCCGUUGGACGUGGCUGCAGGCUCAAAUCUCCGAUUUGGAGUAUCGAAUAAGGCAGCAGACAGAUAUCUACAAGCAACUUCGUGCUGCCAAGGGCCCAGUAGUCCUUGGUGGUGACCGGCAGCCUGGAGACCUAAUGAAGAAGCAGGGCCACUUGGGUUCUGUGUCACUGGUGGCCUCACAAAAGAAUAAGUGGCUCUCGCCUUCAUCUUCUAUCCCAAGGCGCCCUGUAGAAGAUGCCGUUCCCUCCCGUUGCCUGUAUAAUAUGCAGAAGCAGAGUUUUCACUUUACAGAGUCUUUGGGAAACCCUCUGUGUCCAUGUCCUUCCUCCACCCCCAGCAAUGUGUCUCCAGCACCCCUCCAAGCCUGCACUGCGUCACCCCGCAAAGUCAACGGAGUGUUGAACUGUUUGCACACUGGCUCCUCCAGCAGCAGUUCUCUGACCAGCAUGAAUGGCAAAGAGGGAUUUGGCAAACAAAACCCACUUCACAACUUUGUUGCUGUAUCGGACAAUACCUGUGUCGCUGCUAGAAUCCGCCCAGUUUGCACGUACAAGAAGCGCAAGCUUGUCCGAGCUACCUCUGUUUCUCACUUCAGCAGGAAGCCGCUGAAACCUCUGACUGUGAAGUGCAGCUGUGAAUGGCCCAACUCCUGCAUCCUGUGUAGCUGCGAAGCCCCUGUCCAGACGAUAGACCCCGAUACCAUGUCCCUGGAAGAGCGCAUAGCCCUCCUGGACUCCGGCUUCCACCCCAUUCUCUCUCUAUCUCAUGGCAACCCUCUCCACUUGCACUUUGAAACCUUAUUAAGAGAGGACGGACUGCAGAGGCUGCUGAGCCGUGAACUCAAGACUCUGAAGAUGUCCCAUUUUGGACAGAAACAAGAUCCGACUAACAGCGCGUUCCCAAAGCUACGCUCUUCGCUCCUGCUUGCCUCCCGUUCAUUGUUUGAAGGGAGAAGGCAGCCUGAAGGACCGUCCAGUCACAGCUUUCCUGUUUGCAGUCCUUGGGCACAUAAAUAUGGUUCUCUGCACCUGCUGUCCUUGUGCCCUAAGCCUCCUCCAGCCCCUUCUGCCAGCCAAGUCCCCUUCACUGGCAGCUCCGCAAUGUCCUCAAAAAGGAGAAAAGCAGAACGUUCCUACGACAUAGACAACAUUGUGAUCCCGAUGUCGAUGGCAGCCACCGCUCGAGUGGAGAAGCCCGAGUACAAAGAGGUGGUAGUACCGAGCUGGAGGAUAGUGGAGCUUGAGGAACUGCCACCUUUCAAUCAAGCGGACUCUGAGUUGGAGGAUACUUCUGAUGAGAUGUACUCCAGCCAUCACUCCAAAUAUGAAGAUCUUGAACGAGCCCGCUGGGAUUCCUGGGCAGCAGCUACUUCCCGUAAGCGAGGGAGCAGUAGGACCAGAACGGUGCUGUCUUGCAGUGAAGGUACCAGAUCUUCCCUGGAAAUGCUUGAUGAAGCAAUGCAGAAUGUACAGCCUUGGGAGCCUCGCACGUUUCCACUUUCUGAUUCUUUGCACCAAGGUCUUCUCCAGUGCACCAGUGAAGGUGGCUAUGAACAGGCUGACUCUCAACCCCAUGUCUCUAGCAAUGUCAUACCCAGCGUCGCAGGGAUGCAAUUUUCAGGUACACACCUGCAAACUGACAGCAAUAAAAGCACAGAGGAGUUCGUGGUCCAGCACUGCAACCCGGGAAAGCUCGUCAACGACGAUACACCCGAGCUGUGGUGUGUAUGAAGUCAGCUGCGCGUGCUGUGGUGUCAAAAGCCCAUCUGCUGGACUGGUGCACAAGCAGUGUGGUACUGCUGCGUGUCAGACUCCCUUUCGGCAGCACAUGAGGAGAUUUCCAGCUGAGGAGGGGUUCAGGCCCCUGGUGGAGCUGUGGUGCUGGACCUCCAAGGCACAGUGCUUUUAAAAAGACUGAUUUCUGGUUAGGCCUGCAAAACAAGGCUCGGCUGCCUGAUCACAAGAAGGUUAGGUGCUGCUCCAGACAGAGCAACGCUGGGUAAUGCAUAGAGGAAGGGAGAUUUGAGUAAAAGGAAUCCCAAGAGUAGAAAGAAAACAGCGUUGUUCAGCCUCGAUCUUUACAAAAGUGCCUACCAGGUGGCUGUCAGGUGCUUUGGUGGCUAGAAGCAGGUUUCAGGGUGGUGCUCGCUCACUCCCAGAUCACUUUACAAAUGCCAAAGAGGUCUGAGGGAGUCUUGUUGUGAAUUUGAUCUGAACCACAGACCCAGUGAGCAAGAGGGAAGGAGGAAGCUGUGUGUACUCUAAAAUGCAGCUUUGAAAAAUUACUCUUGUAAGUACAUGAAAAUCAGGUUCCCCUGGCCCUGCAUAAUUGGAAUUUUGUAUCGGUUUCCUCCACAGAAACUGCAGGUCCAUCUCCUAACACACAAUUGCCUUACAGUAUCCUUGCUGUAACAAACCGGGUGUGACUUUCUGUGUCUUUUCUGGAUUGCUUCGCUCCUUGGAGUGAAACAUUGUCUCAGGGAUCUUGGCAAUGAGCCACUGAAAAGCCAUACAGCUGAGAAAAACGUGUAUUCUGGAACAGGCAUCUCCGGCUGUUUCCAGAUGAGCUGUUUUCAGGGGGUGAGCUUCACACUGGAUCAAUUUGAUAAAUGUCCCACCGGAAUGUAUGAAAACUAACACUGCUGUUAAGAAUAACUCAAAUCUGUACUAAGGUGACCAGGAACUGUGUUCCAGCUUGCCUAAAACUCCUCACUUUAUUAUCUUGAGUAAAAGAUGUUUCUUUUCUACAUUCUAGAGCAAAAAAAAAAAAUAAA